UCCCUUUUUUUGUUUCUGAUUCUCCCGGGCGAUGACUGAUCGUCUCACCCUCCAAUUUGCUCAUCGUUCUCUCUCGCUAGGGCGUUGCGGCUCGCUUUGCUUGCCAAUCCGCUGUAGGUUUCAGAUUCAGAUUCCGUUCGCUGUCUCUCCUCUCUGCUCCGGCUCCUCCGGACUGGUAUUUCGAAGUAAUCUCCGGCAAUUAUCUCCGAUCAGCGCGUCCUUGGACCGAGGAAUGUCAAAUUCCAUGGUGAACGAAGCAGAACCGAAGGAACUGCGAGACGAGUCCGAUUUUGAAGCUGUCUGCUUCAGCGAUGAAUACAUUUCCAUUUGCGGCUUUGGUUCUCUUCUAUCUGAGAGGAGCGCGCGAAGUACCUUUCCUGAACUCGUUAACUUUAGAGUGGCGAGAUUGCACGGCUUCAGACGCGUUUUCGCAAAUGUAGCUCCCGUAUUCUUUGAGCGCGGCAUUGCUAAACCUGAAACCAAGGAGAUUUCAAGCUUGUGUGCGGAGCCUUGCGAAGGAGAAACUAUUAUCAUUUCGGUUUUCGAGAUUAAGAAGUCUGAGAUUCCAGCUUUUAUACACAGAGAGAUUGAGUUUCGAUUUUUAGCUGUUCUUCCCGAAAGAUUAGACGGAAUGCUAUAUGAUAAACCAGCGGUGCUUUGUUCUCGAUCCACUGAUGAGGAAUUCUUUCAAGUGAGAUGCAAAGGAAAUAAGGACAUUUAUUUUCAACAUUAUGGUCGUCAUAAUAUUGAUAAGAUCUGGAGAGAUGAUAUCUUACCCUGUCGCGUCUAUCUUCGACACUGUGUUUUAGCUGCAAAGAACCUGGGCGACGAAGCUUAUAACAAUUUUUUGGAUCACACUUUCCUUGGAGAUCGUAGUACAACUAUUCGUGACUAUUUGGCCGCUAAUGGUUCAGGCAUUAUGGAAGAGGAGCCUCCAGAAUCUCUCAAGUUCAGAUAUGGCGGUUGAUAUUACAGAACUAAGAAAUUGCAGAGAAGGCUUAUGGAUCCUUGAAAGACUGAGAGGUACAAUCUCAACAUUUUAUUUUUAUGUUUCCCUUGUAAGAAAUAAUUUGUAUCUUGGCUAUCAAGCUAAGAACUUUUAUGAAUCCAUGAUUGUUCCUUGAUAUUAAGCUUAAGACUUUUAUUUUUGCUAUGGUCCAAGCCAAGAACCUUGCCGAAUUCAGAAUGUUUCUUUUCUUUAGUCAAA
This is a messenger RNA of Momordica charantia (bitter melon), 1207 nucleotides long. RefSeq lists its product as uncharacterized. The record is from RefSeq and is a predicted model, not a curated record. Lineage: Eukaryota; Viridiplantae; Streptophyta; Magnoliopsida; Cucurbitales; Cucurbitaceae.